Halteromyces radiatus is the source of this 1052-nucleotide messenger RNA. Its product is annotated as RmlC-like cupin domain-containing protein. Gene Ontology annotation, biological process: L-cysteine catabolic process. Gene Ontology annotation, molecular function: cysteine dioxygenase activity; ferrous iron binding. The record is from RefSeq and is a predicted model, not a curated record. The transcript is spliced from 4 exons. NCBI's taxonomy places the organism in Eukaryota, Fungi, Mucoromycota, Mucoromycetes, Mucorales, Cunninghamellaceae. The coding region runs from base 402 to 995 and encodes 197 amino acids.
GCAAUGCCUGAAUAUUCAACAUCAACCGAAUUUUGUAGAAUACAGAACAAGAAUAGAACAAAGAUUUGAUGAAAUCAAAAAUACACCCGAAUCAACAAUGAAUCAGGAUGAACUUGAAUGGAUGGCUGGUAUUGCCAAGGAUAUUCAAAAUCAUAUUUUAUGCAAUUCAACCAAAGAUCAACAACAUCAAAUUUUACGUGCUUGUUCUUGUGUCUUUGAUAUCAUGAAACAAAGUACUGCUUCUGCUUUACCUGUUAAUUCCACUGAUGGAAAUUAGUUUUUUUAUACCUUUUCAGUUUUUUACAAAUAAACAAAAUCAUCACUGAACCAAUCAUCUAUAUAUAUUAUUUACGUAGAAUAUCUUUCUUUUCCUCUUUUUUUUUUUUUUUAAUUUCAAAAUCAUGCCUCCUCAUUUUGAAUCUUUAGAUCAUCAAGAAUCCGAUGUAUAUUCACUUCGUCAUCUAAUUCAAGAAAUUCAUCGAGUCCUUCAAAACAAUCCAAUGGAUCCAUCAUUGAUCUUGACACUUUUUGACAAGUAUCAUGCGGAUGAUUGGAAGCCAUAUGCCUUGUUUGAUCCUACCCAACCCUAUACUAGAAACCUAGUCGAUGAUGGAAAUGGUAAAUUCAAUAUCAUGAUCCUGGCAUGGACCGAAGGUCAAUACAGUCCUAUCCAUAAUCAUUCCGGAUCUCAUUGCAUUAUGAAGAUCUUGGAAGGUCAUUUGCAAGAAUCCUUAUAUGAUUGGCCAGAGAAGGAUGGACAGCCAUUGACUUUGUUACAGCAAACUCUUCUUUUACCAAAUCAAACAACCUAUGUUCAUGAUAACAUUGGAUUACAUCGUAUCACUAAUCCCAAUCCAAAUCGAGGUGCUGUUUCUUUACAUUUGUACACACCUCCGUAUCAGACAUGUACUACCUUUCAAGAACGUACAGGCCAAGCUGUUCAAAGCGGUAUCUGUACUUUUCAUUCCAUCCACGGCAAGCCAACUAGUUUCUAAUACAAUAAACUGUAUUGUGUGAAUUUAAUGAUGAGUGAUGAUCUCUUGCUAUUUUUU